AUGAGAGCAUUUUUCGUUUUUCUGUUACUGCUUUUCAGCAGGGCUUCUGGUUUUCCUCAGAAUGAUUCUGUGUGUCCUACUGACUCAUUAGAUGACUUAUCCAGUUGCUUUACCUACUUUAACCAUAGUCUGAACUGGUCUCAGGCACAGGAUGUAUGCCAACAACAUGGGCUCCAUCUUAUCACCAUCCAAAACUUUAGUGAGGUCUCUGCCAUUGCUGCUUUGGUAAAAAACUACCAACAGAAGAAAAAUAUCUGGAUUAAAUUAGAAGACCAUAGUCAGAAUAUCCAGUGGAAAAUUAUUCACCAACCUGGAAAUGGACAUAACCCACUGAAGAACCAGGAAGUCAUUGUAAAGCAAAAUGUCUGUGUAGAACUUAUAGCAACAGAAGGUGAGAGCAUGUGA
Messenger RNA from Pipistrellus kuhlii (Kuhl's pipistrelle), 405 nucleotides. RefSeq names its product regenerating islet-derived protein 4-like. The transcript is spliced from 3 exons. Bases 1 to 405 code for a protein of 134 amino acids. The record is from RefSeq and is a predicted model, not a curated record. NCBI's taxonomy places the organism in Eukaryota, Metazoa, Chordata, Mammalia, Chiroptera, Vespertilionidae.